ACUAGCUCAUGGCCAGAGAGCGCAGUGGCACUGGGCUGCUGAACCGCUCUGUUUGUCGUUAGAGCACCGUCUUUACUAUUUCCAGUUCCACCCUGCGGCUAUUACGCGCUGAACCUGGACUAACGUUACAUGUUUCCUUUUGGCCUACUCGGUAUGUAUUAGUCCUCAUAUCCUGCCGCAGAGGACACCAUCGUGUGAUGACCCGCACAGACCUGCAGCAUCACAGUGUAAGGAUGGUGUGACACUCAGACAGACGGAACAGUCACCGCUCUCCACUCACAGGCAGACCAUGGCUCCCAAGUGUCUCCUUUUCCUGGGCUUCCUCCUCUCCUCCCUCCAUCCUUCAGUUGCCCAGACCAUCAUUGGCUCCUCUUCUUCAUUCUCUGCUCCGGACCUGCCUAAUAAUUCCUCACCUCACCCUACAAAGCAGACUGCUGGAUUCUGGCCUUCUUUCCCUCCCAGAGGGCGCACUGAUGUGCCUAUCAGAGCUACAGUCCAGGAUAGACAGAAAAAUACUAAUGCAGUGCAACAGGGGCGAACAAGCCGUCCUAUCCCACAGUUCACUCCUCCAUUAGUAUCUGCUUUAUCCACGCAGAACCUCAGCAGUGGGCUAAUUUUAACUCAACCCACUGCCUCCAGGUCCAGAACUGAUACAGCUGGUUUAGCAUUGAACGGGGCUUUUGUAAAGGAAGAUACUACUACAAAAGGCUCAAUUCCACCUUUGCCAACUUUCCCCUCUGCUGCUUUCACUGAGUCUACAGGUGAUAAGCCAGUGACAGCAGGACAUUCAGAAGAGGGAUCACCCAAAGAGACGGAGGAUGAGGAUUUACACGGGCUGGGAUCAGGUCAUAUUCCAACGGUAAUGCCUGUGAAGGAGGAAUCAUCUGUUCCUCAGGCAACGGUUGAGGAUGAAAUGGCGCAGUAUGAGCCACAGGCACAGACGGCAAACGCUUUUGAUGUAGAAACACCACCAGAGGGAAGUCAGGCUAUGAACCCUUACCUGCCUGUGCUUACAACAGCCGGUAAAAUCUCUACAACGCCACAGACUGAGACAAGAGCCACCCCCUCCCCUGUGGUUACCCAGGCAACUGUAGUAUUAACAGGUAAACUGACAGAGAACACUCCUUCCACCGUGAGAGCUACUCCAAAGCAGGCUGCUGUGACACUGCCCCAACCCACAACUACCACCACUGGCUCUAAACAGUCACGGGCUGAAGAACAACAAACCACAACACAGCAAGUAACAACCACAUCUACAAAAAGUGUGCUUACUACAACACAGGAGGCAGUGAGAAAACUCACCAAAACAACACCUCAACCCAACGAAAUGGAACAUCUGGGAAGAAGUACAUCUAGCCCAACUAUACAGUCUUCAAGUACAGGGACCUCCACUGGUGUCAUGCGAACAAGACUAAGCCCCACAUUUCAGGCUGAUAUUGUUAAGAGGAACCGCUCCGUUCUCCUUGGACAUCCAGCUCCACACACUACCUCUAACCCAGCCCCGUCCCCCAGCCACAGCCCCUCCUCUAACGGCACACUUCUCUACUGGGGUGAUCUGAGCCGGACGCUGGCAUUCGCCUGGGAGCUGCAUGUCUACGGCUCCGUGAGCCUCUUCCUCCUCCUGUUUGCUGGAGCGGCUCUCGGCCUCACCCUGUCCCCCGGCGCAAACUGUCCUCAUCGGGGGGCUCUUGCACUGGCCAAUGCACUUUUGUUUCUUGCUGGAGGCCUCAGGGCGGCUCUUUUUCUGAUGGACCCCUAUGGCACCAGGAAGUUCCUGCCUCGCCCCGCGGUUACUGCCCUCUAUAACCUGCCUCUCCACCUGCUGGUGUGGGCACAGGCUGCCCUGGCACUGCUGGCUUUGAGGGUGGCAGGAGUGAGUGUGUUACCUUCCUCUUUGGAGCGUCCCCCUCUGGUGGCAGUGCUGGCUGUGUUGCAGUGCACCCUGCUGCUGGCCGCUGAUCUGCUGUCCCCAGCCCUGUCCCCUGUGGUGCCCGUCACCCUGCAGGUCAUGGCCCUGUGCUGGGGCCUAGCUCUCUGUCUGGGCUUCCUAUGCUAUGUGUUUCCCCGUUUACGCUGCCCUACCAUACCCCACCAUGGAGUUCCUGAAGAGGCCAGGAGGAAGGCUUGGACAGGGAGCAGGAGGACAGGGGUGAUCCUGGGGAGGGUGCUGGCAGUGUGUGCAGUCCUGGGGGCCCUGUGCUGUGGGCUACAUGUCCAUGCCACCUUAUGGCUCUAUGGACUGCUAGGGGACUGGACGCGCUUCAACUGGGGUUGGUGGCUGGUGCACUUCUGGGCCCGGCUCCUUGAGCUGGCCUGGGGAUUCUCCCUCCUCCUCCUGGGCUCCUGGGUGUUCUGGAGGCCGCAAGGUUGUCAUGGAAGAGAGGAGGGGGGACCGGAUGGCAGGGCAGCAGGAGACUUGCCAUCCCCUGGCCAAUCUACAGGCUCCUCUCAAAGACACACCUGCUGGUCCAAGAUAGUCCAGAGCCUGAGGGGGAAGCCCUGUAAAAAGUCUGACAGUAAUGGGGUGGGAGGAGGAGGAAGUGGAGGUGGAGGAGGAGGAGGAGGAGGGGGACCAGGGGAGGUGCCUAACAACUGGGCUGGUCAGGAGCGUCCUGGAGCUGACAUCAGCAAGAAUCUGAUCAGGAACCAGAACCACGAGCAGGCCACGGCCCAGCCACGCUGCGUCAAAGACAGCAACAGGGGACGCAACAAUAGGGGCCACUCUGCUGAGCGGGUCCUCUCUGACGGCUCCACAGGUUCCCUGCUCAGACUUCAGGCGCUGGGCCGGCCCCCUCAGCGCUCUGUGAGCGGCAGUCUGGAUCUGGAGGGGGACACUACACUGUCUCUUUACGAGUUCGACCUGCGGCCCCCAUCACCUAUUGACCUGACCCGCAGCAUUGACGAGGCGCUGCACAGGGAGUACCUGCUCGGAGGAGGAAGCUUGUUUCACCCUUUUGCCCAAGCCUCACAGUGCCCCUCCCCGGGGUCAGGGGUCAGUCAGGGUCCCUGGCUCCGCAGGAACAGUGAUCCUCAGAUGCUUUCUGAUAGCAGCGAGGCAACAGAGUCUUCAAUGCCACUAGGGGGCAGCGUGCUCAGCAGUGUCCCCAGCAGACAGGUGACUGCUCCCCCCACGCCCUCCCACCAGGGUAACAGGUGGCCUGGGAACGCGAUGGGAAGCGUCCCUUCAUCAGUGUCCUGCCCUGUGUCACUUCGUCCCUCCAGAACGUCAACAGGGGAUCUGGGGGAGGACGGAGUGGACGACACGCGUCCGUUCAUCACCCCAGACUCAGAGAGGGUGCGGGGGAGGGCUGGGAGGCCGGCGGGGUCGCGGAGUUACCUGGAGGUCAGCCGACAUGACGACUCUGCCAGUGUCAGCAGUGAAAUCAUUGAUCUAUGAACCAAACUUUGGACAUGAGGACCAAUUACCACACAUUAAACACCCAUUUAACAAAAACUUUUCCUGAUCAAGACUUCAAACAAAUUGGGAACAUUUGAUCAUUGCCUAAGAAUGAAUCAUUUUUAGAAAAGGGAAACUAUUCAAAAGUGUCUCUUGGUGAUGACCUUAAAGGAUAUCACCUAGUCGCCUUUUAUCUUGUUAAAGGAUUUAACAUCUGUGUUUGGGAAAAAAUAUAUGUUAUACCUUUACUCUGGGAGUAAAAUUGGAAAUAUAGCACAGACAAAUGUCACGACACACUCAUCUUUCUUUCUCUCUCACACUCACACACACGCACGCACACCUACACACACACACAAAAACAUAUCUCCUUUGUUUUUAUGUUAUUCUCUCGGACACGCCUGCAAAGCACUGGUGUCGUCUCCAGUAAAUCGAGAACAGACGCGCAUUACAACAAUUCCUUGAUAGGAUUUUUGCAGAUCCCUACAAGUAAUGCGUGUGAAAUGCGUAGUGAAUGUAUUCUUCCCAUGUCCGGGAACAGCACUGAGAGGUUCAAUACAUUUCAAGGGUAGGAAACAAAGGCUCCAAGCAUCUAUAAGUCCCAUUCCUAUUGUUUUCGUGAAAAAAUGUCUGCAUAUCAACAAUUAUGGAUUUCAUUGCCCUCAUAGUUUAUUUGCGGUCUCCCUUAUUUGAAGUUGCUUUGUAAUGUAAAGAUGUGCCAUACAUAACCUUGGAUGGUUCUGCGUUAUUUUUAUGGAUCUAUAAACCCAUUAUUUGGGUUAACUCUCACGAGCGUCUUGCCAGUAUCAUAGUGACUCAGCAACAGAUCACUAAGCUCCUAAUGUGCUGCUGUGUUCAUCCAGUCUUCCUUCAAUGCUGUUAAGCUGGUUACAUUAAGAGGUACGUAGUUAAACAUGACAACAAACAUGCAGAUGCAUGCUUGUUUGUGAAACUGUUGCUGAAGCUUUUAGCUGUAGCUCAACUGCACAAUGAACAUCAAGCAUUGACCUGUGAGGUUAAUGCAUUUUAUCUUGUCAUUUUGCUGUAGGACCAAGCUUUUGCCAACAGUAAUUAUUUACAAUUAAAGCCUCUGACUGCAUUUUUACGAGAUUUGAAGAAAAAUAUUA
Messenger RNA from Notothenia coriiceps (black rockcod), 4521 nucleotides. Its product is annotated as proline-rich transmembrane protein 3. The transcript has 4 exons. The record is from RefSeq and is a predicted model, not a curated record. NCBI's taxonomy places the organism in Eukaryota, Metazoa, Chordata, Actinopteri, Perciformes, Nototheniidae. The coding region runs from base 290 to 3397 and encodes 1035 amino acids.